AUGGCCGACGCAUAUUCGUAUGCUCUGCUCGUCAAGCUCGAAGAAAACAACAUACCAAGACUAAAAAACAAGUUAGUGAAAUACUUUCAGAGUAAGAAAUCUAGCGGUGGAGACUGUGAAGUCGACUAUGAACAGGGCAGCAGGACAGCGCUGCUGCGCUUCCGCAGAGAGGAGGACCAGAAAAAUGUGUUGGAGAAAGGGUCGCAUCAGAUCAAUGUGGAUAACGGCGUGUUGAAGAUGACAGUUCACUUACCCACAGAUCAGGGCACACAGCAGGAUACUCAAUCUGUUGAACUCAAUAAGAAACAAGAUGCUGCUACAAAGAAAGAGCCGAGUGCUGAUGAACCUGCUGCUGCUGCUGAAAGUGAGACUGUAGCGAAAGGCAAAGAGGAUGAAACAGCAGAAGAAGAACUACAAUCCAACUCUGCUGUUUUAGAAAAUAUCCCAGAUAAGUUGUACGGAGAGGUUUUGGAGAUGCUGGUGGAGAACAUUUCAAAGGAUUUUGACUCUUCAUCUAUGUCCAAAAGCUUCACUUUGGAAGCCAUUCCUGCCAUCACUUCCGCUGUGGUUACUUUCCAGAGUGAAGAAGAAAACAAUCAUUUUGUGACGAAAUGCCCCCAAAACAAGAUGUUCAAAAAUAAAGGAUUGUCAGUCCGAAUUCUUGAACCCACAGACCAGGUUGUCGUUGACGACAUCAGGAAUUUCAGUGAAGAUCACCUCUGUCUGUAUUUUGACAAUGCAGGUUGGGAUGUGGAAAAUGUCACCAUUAAUGAAGGGGAUCAUUCUGCUCUCAUCUCCUUUAAAGACCAUAGAGCCGUUCAGGACAUCAUGAAAAAGGAACAUCACAUCAAAGGGGUAGAAAUCAAAGUUUAUCCCUUUUACAAAUCUCUGGGAACAGCCCUUUAUGGAAAAGACAAGCCUUCGCUAAAACUCCCUGCUGCGAUAUCCGAACCCAUUGAUGGUGCUGUCCUGAGAUACCUAAAUGACAGUAAAUCAGCAGCAGAUACAGUUCGUAGUGACUUGGCGAAACACUUCUGCAAUGUAAACCUCCAACAAUCUGCUGUGUGCCUGAGCCCUUUUCCUACAUUGCUACAACAAAAGGAUGCUGAAGACAUCAUCAAAGAGUGGACCGACAUAGUGAAGUCAGCCUUUGCGAAAGUUGUGUCAAAAUUCAAAUCCCUGAAGUUGCAGCUAGAGUCAGAGGUGUGGGAAGAGUCAGAGGAUAAGAUAAGAAAGAUGCUACUCAAUGAAGAUGUGGUUGUUGUGCCUGAUAAAGCCAGUGGUGUCUUAUCAGUGGCUGGUCUUGUGGAUGAUGUCAACAGACUAGAGAAAACACUUACUGAAUUUGUAAACAAGAUUGUCAAAAGGGUCCACAGGGAGAAAUCAAGCAUAACCCAAGAGAUGAAAGGUCGACCGUCUGUUUUGCACAUCCUGUGUGAAGAUGGCCUUCAGGACAAGCUGCUACAGGUGUACCCAGAGCUCAAAAUAUCAUCUGGAAAAGAUGGUCAGAAUCUGAUUGUAAUUGGCUUAGGGCAAGAGGUUUUGGCAGCACAAAACAUUGUACAUGACCAAAUACUUGCAUUAAAAAAACGGAAUUUAGAAAUGGACAACUUUGUGCUUGGCAUGUUGAAGGACGAAGACCAAGAGGAACUUACAAAGGCUCUUCUCACAUCUAAUAAAAUAAAUGCAGUAUUUGAGAUAGCUUCACAAAGAGUCCAGCUCCUUGCUGUGUCUGACAGAGAUCUGAAUGAUGCUGUAGAUCAUUUGAGAAAGCUGGUAAUAUCUAAACACAUUGAUGUUGAAGAUAUUAAUGUCCUGAAGAAGCCAGAGUGGCAAAAAAUGAUCCUCCAGUUAGAGAAUGCCAACAGUGAGUUGUGCAGAAAAAUUCAAAUCCAGACCAAAAGAUCACAAGUUGUGGUGUCUGGCAACAAGGAUACAGUCACAAGAGUUAGCAGUAAACUUGAUGACUACUUACAGCAAAAUGCUCAAGUUGAAGAAGUUGUUGCAGUGAAUAACGCCGUAGUUGAGUACAUUAAAAAACAUCACACAUCUUGGUUGGAGCAAGUGGCAGACAAAGUGGAGGUGUCUUUCCAAAAAGAGGGCAUCUGUCUAAGUGGUUCCAGAGUCAAUGUCACAGAUUGCAAAACCUCGGUCGAAGACUCAGUCUCUUCUGUCUACUUUGAAAGUUUAAAGGUCUCCAAGCCUGGAGUGAAGAAGUUCUUCAAGGAUAAUGAAGCUACGUAUGCUCAUUCACUCAUGACUGAUACUGGCUGCCUGGUCCAGCUGGUUGAUGAGACUAAGGAUGGACAGACGGACGACACUUUUAGACAAGUACAAAAGCCUGUGUACCAGCUUCAGACACCUGAUGGAGUAGACAUAGCUGUUUGCAAAGCAGAUAUUUGCAGUUACCCAGUGCACGCAGUUGUCAAUGCUUCUAAUAAGGACUUGGAUCACAAUGAAGGCCUUUCAGCAGCACUACUGAAAGCUGCUGGUUCACAAUUCCAGGAUGAAUGUGACAAACUAAUAAGGUUGAAUGGACAGCUCAAGCCGGGAGACACUGUGAUAACUGGUGCAGGAGGCCAGCUUUGCUGUAAAAAAGUCAUCCAUGCAGUGGGACCCAAUUUUGAUCCUGCCAAUUCUAAGAAGGCUGUGGUGCAAUUGAAAAGAGCUGUUAAAGGAAGCUUAGACCUUGCUGAGCAGCAUGGUUGUGUCUCUGUGGCACUGCCCGCCAUCAGUAGAAAUCAGGGCUUUCCUCUCAAUUUGUGUGCCAUCACCAUCGUCAAAGCAGUGAAGGAACACUGUGACGACAAGUAUGACGACAUCACCCUGAAGAGGAUACAUUUCGUGAACAAUGAAGAUGGCACUGUUCAGGCUAUGGAGGCAGCUGUCAGACAGGAGUUUGGAAAUCAUGGUGUCAGUUCUGCUCAGCAAACUCUUACCCAGACCGUCAAAUCACCUGUGAAACAGGUUGCAUCUGACCCAAACUGCUUGGGUCAAGGGCUGACCAAAGAGGGUGUGGGUAUCACUCUGACAACAGGAAAUAUCGAGAAUGCCACGACGGAGGUAAUCGUGAAUACUGUGUCUGAAGAUCUUGCACUGAACAAAGGGGCAGUUUCAAGUGCCAUCCUGGGUGCGGCUGGACCCAAACUGCAGAAGUUGGUACAAGCAGAGAAUGCAGAACCACAUGUCAGUAAGGUGAUUGUGACUGAUGGCUGCAACCUUAAGUGCAAACAUGUGUUUCAUGCAAUUGCACCUGACUGGGAUAAUGGACAAGGCACAGCUGAAAAGGCACUGAGUGACAUUUUCAAGGACUGCUUGGGCAAGGCAGAGGACAGAGGUCUGACCUCCAUAUCCUUUUCUGCCAUCGGCACUGGAAAUCUGGGCUUCCCAAGAGACCUGGUGGCCUCUUUGAUGUUGGAUGAAACCAUAGCGUUCAGCAGUAAAAAGAAACCUAAGUACCUGAAGAAGGUCAUGAUUGUCCUCUACCCAAAAGAUGCAGAAACUAUCCAGGCUUUUAUUGACGAUUUUAAACAGAAGUUCCAGGUGACCUCCAGUUCCACACAAAGUUCAGGUGGUUUUUCUAAAAUCACCUCAAGCCCAGGAAUGUAUGAGACGCAAAUGGGAGCUGUGACUAUACAGGUGGUCACCGGCAACAUUACCAAGGAGAUCACUGAUGUCGUUGUGAACUCCUCCAAUAAUGAUUUCACUCUCAAAACAGGAGUAUCCAAGGCUAUUCUGGAUGCAGCUGGUCAGGCUGUUGAAGCAGAAUGCCAAACCCUGGGUGCCCAGCCUAACCCAGGCAUCAUAAUGACCCAGCCAGGUAACCUGAAGUGUAAGAAGAUCCUCCACCUCCACCUCGGACAAAAUGACCCUGUAAGAAUCCAAAAGGUUGUGAAAGAUGCUCUCCUGAUGUGUGUGAAGAACUCACACACUUCUGUCUCCUUUCCUGCCAUUGGCACAGGUCAAGGUAGUGUAAAGGCAAGGCAGGUGGCAGAUGCCAUGUUGGAUGCAGUGAUUGAUGUGUUGAGGCAAAAUACUUCCAGCCCCCUGAAGACAGUCAGGAUUGUUAUAUUCCAGGCACCCAUGCUUAAAGAGUUCUACAACAGUAUGCACCAAAGGGAAGCCACUGAACCCAAGAGUAAAGGAGGCCUCUGGGGAAAGAUUGUAUCAUUCUUUACUGGUGAAAGUUCUGACAAGCCAAAGAAAGAUGGAGAUUUUGUCAUUGAAGCUCUUGAAGUGGAUGCUGCUUGCUUCCACAUCUGCGGUGACUCACAGACUGCAGUAGACAAAGCCAAGCAGCGGAUCGACGACCUCAUAUCAAAAGAGUGCCAAGCCAACUCCAUUGAUGACAACACCAUCCUUAGCUUCUCUGAUCCAGACUACCAGAGCAUUGUUGACAUCCAGAGGAAUAUAGGUGUGAGCAUAAGGACGGAAAGCAAGAACGGCCAAGUUUCAAUGGUUAUUGAGGGAAUCAGCAAGAAUGUGCUCAAAGCCAACAUUGAGAUUCAAAAUAUGCUGAGGAAGGCAAAAGAUGAGGAAGAAAUGAAGAGAAAAGAGUAUCUGGCGGCCACAGUGGCAGACUGGCAGUACCAGCAGCUGGGGUCUCAGUUUCAGAGUUUUGAUUCAAAAAACAACUUCCUGCUUGAAGAAGCACUGGGAAAGGAUCUGCCUCAAGUAAAAGUCACAGUCAGGGGUCAAGACUACACUGUCACCAUGCCAGAUGGACCUGCCACUGAUAACCAGGGACACACCCUACAGAUAAAGAGAAUUGAAAAACUAAAAGAAUAUGAUAUGCCGGAGGAAUGGGAUACCAUGCCACCUGACGCCUUGAGUCAUGCUGUCACCAUCCAGGCUGGAACGGCAGAGCACAAUGAAGUCCUGAAUCUGUUUGAGGCCACCUGCAAAAAAACUGUUAUUAAGAUUGAGAGGAUCCAGAAUCCAGCAUUAUGGAAGAGCUUCCAGAUCAAGAAGCAAGACAUGGAGCAUAGAAACGGUCAUCAUGACAAUGAGAAACGUCUCUUCCAUGGCACCUGCGAAUCCACUGUGCCCACCAUCAAUGAGCACGGCUUCAACAGAAGUUAUGCAGGAAAGAAUGCUGCUUAUUAUGGCAAUGGCACAUACUUUGCUGUUAAUGCCAUUUACUCUGCUGCUGACACCUACUCCCCGCCAAAUGCACAAGGGGAGAAGUGCAUGUACCUCUGUCGUGUGCUGACCGGCGAUUACACGCUUGGAAAACAAGGCGUGAUCGAUACACCAACCAAGGGCGCCGACGCUGUUGAGAAGUACGACAGCCUCGUUAACGACAUGUCCACCCCUUCCAUGUUCGUUAUCUUCCACGACUCCCAGGCUUAUCCUGAAUAUUUGAUUACAUUCAAGUGAAAAAAUCAUGUUAGGAGAUGACUGAAACAAAUGCCUUACUUCUUUACACUGCCUUACAUUAUUAAGUAAUUGCCCAUUAUCUGCUGUUUUUUGUUCUUUUAACUGUGUUUUAUUUUUGAUUUUGCAAUCCUUUUAACCAUUUAAAUAAUUGAAAGGAUGGGAAACUAUGCAUGUGUGAUGAUUACUUGUCGAUAAAAUUACUGCUACUUAAACCAUACUCAAAAUCUGAGGCAGCAGGAAGAGAUCCCUAGUCUCGACUUGAUGCUGUCCUACUUUAAACAGUAAGAUAUGAGAAUGAAAAAACAAAGGCUGAAAAAAAAAAAUUAAGCAAGUAAGGAGGAUGCCUCCGUAAGUGUCAGUGCCAACAAAAAAGUUGUCAGAAGUAUUCAAUUGUAACUGUAUCACUCUGGUAAGAUUACCUUGUGGUUAUGUUAAAGGAAGAAUAGAGAGAGAGAUGAGGUUGCUCUACUGUAGUAAUCAUUUAUUCUUUUUAUAUAAUUUACUCUUUUAGCAUAUAUCUCGAUUAAGAUUUUGUACUUUAAUCAAGUAUUCAUUUCUUUCCCUUUUAAUAAUUUCUUGCUUGACAUAUAAUCAAUUAAUGUUAUAACUGUGUAACCAUUUAGUAGUUUAAGAUACUCCUUUGUUAGGAAUCAUGUAAGCAAAGAGGCAUGUAGUCAUGUAUUUUUAGCUCAACCCUCACUCUCAGUAGUGAGACUCAGGCUGUGACCGUAUGAUUUAUAAUAGUAUAGGAAAACACACAGUUUGAUCGCAGCCAGUUACCAAAUUUAGUCUCAAGGAUAGAUAAGACAAAGAAAAUUAUGAGGGACUGAAAUGAAGAAGUCCUUUUGACCAAAUUUAAAUAUUACCUAUAAGCCUGAAUAUAAGGAUCCUCAAACCAAACCAGUUAACCCCUUUUAAACUUUUUAUUUCUUUGUAUCGACCCUAUAACCACCUGUACUACUGACUGAAUAAACACCACGUAACCACAAAAAAGCUCCAGUGUGAUAGAGUUUCUCUGAGCAAGGCUAACAGACCUUAGGGCAGGGGGCUCUUCGAGAAGAACACCACCUCACCCCCGAGAGGUAAGCUCAAGUGCCUCCGCACUAUGGCCACACUACUGAUAUAAGACACAGACACACAUUGGGUAGGGAGCUUGUGAAGGGACCC
Molecule: messenger RNA, 6546 nt
Organism: Scomber scombrus (Atlantic mackerel)
Lineage: Eukaryota; Metazoa; Chordata; Actinopteri; Scombriformes; Scombridae
Product: protein mono-ADP-ribosyltransferase PARP14-like
Exons: 17
Coding region: 1-5379 (1792 amino acids)
Biological process (GO): negative regulation of gene expression
Cellular component (GO): nucleus; cytoplasm
Molecular function (GO): transcription corepressor activity; NAD+ poly-ADP-ribosyltransferase activity
Source: RefSeq, a predicted model, not a curated record